Molecule: messenger RNA, 1231 nt
Organism: Rosa rugosa (rugosa rose)
Lineage: Eukaryota; Viridiplantae; Streptophyta; Magnoliopsida; Rosales; Rosaceae
Product: pentatricopeptide repeat-containing protein At4g38150
Exons: 1
Coding region: 109-1059 (316 amino acids)
Molecular function (GO): protein binding
Source: RefSeq, a predicted model, not a curated record
CACAGUCACAGUCCUCAUUUGGCUAAAACCCCAAAUCUUACUCCUCCCUUAAACCCUAGAAGUAAAGAUUGAAGCUUUAGAGUUAAUUGAUCAAAAUUCAGAGAGGCCAUGCCAUCGUUUACGAAGCACAUCUUCUCCACAAUUUCCAACCCUAUUGGCCAUUCAUCUCAGGCCUCCAUUUCCGCUAGCUCGUUGAUUAAACUACGUCGUUUUAGCUCCGGUACUGAUCGUGGCCGUGAAAUGGAAGCGCCGGAGAAACAACCGCCGGAGCCGAUACCCAAUAGGCCCUUAAGAGGGCAGCGACCAUCGAAUCCCCGGGCCAAUGUUGAUAGAAGGAGAGAGAGCCAUCCCAAUGUAGAAAGGAGGAGGGAGAACCCUAAUCCGCCAUUGCAGGACAGCAGUUUUCUUGAGAAGCUCAAGAUGGGUCUUGACAAGUCGAAGAGAGAGAAGCCCCAGGAACCGGCGGAGGAGCCGCCGCCGCUGCAGCAGCCGCCGGAGGAGGCUAAUGAGAUAUUCAAGAAGAUGAAGGAGACGGGUCUGAUUCCCAAUGCAGUGGCCAUGCUUGAUGGGCUCUGCAAAGAUGGGCUGGUCCAGGAGGCAAUGAAGCUUUUCGGGUCGAUGCGCGAAAAGGGUACUAUUCCUGAGGUGGUGAUAUACACUGCUGUGGUGGAAGGGUUUUGCAAAGCCCAGAAGCCUGAAGAUGCUAAGAGGAUUUUCAGGAAGAUGCAGAGCAAUGGGAUUGUUCCGAAUGCGUUUAGUUACAAUGUGUUGGUGCAGGGGUUGUGUAGGUGUGAUAAGCUGGAGGAUGCUGCUGAGUUCUGUGGCGAAAUGUUGGAAGCCGGUCACUCGCCGAAUGUGACUACUUUUGUGGGGUUGGUUGAUGGGGUAUGCAAGGAAAGUGGCGUGGAAGAAGCUGGAAGUGUGAUUGGGAAGUUGAAGCAGAAGGGAUAUAUGGUUAAUGAGAAGGCUGUUAGAGAGUUUUUGGAUAAAAGGGCAACAUUUUCGCCAAUGGUUUGGGAAGCUAUCUUUGGGAAGAACCACCCAAAGAAACCUUUUUGAGUUUUCCUGCCUCUUAGAAGCAUAAGAAAUUGUAAGUUUUUCUGUUCUGGUGUUGAUCAUAAAGUAUCGAGUUUCUUUGGAUUUGUUAAAACACUGUAACCCCAGUUUUAUGAAGGGUAGCAUGAGAAGAGCAGCAAUGCCACCAAUGGAAAUUCACUUUAUUAAUGAUAGC